AUGCCCGGGCAUCUCGGCUGCGGCGGGACGCGCGCGGCUCUGCACUCACCCGGGCCCGCAGCCCGCGAGCCUCGGACGCGGGCAGCCGCCGCCGCUCCGCCAGCCCCUCCACGUCAACCCGACCCGUGCAGCGAGCGGCCAGCGGCUGCAGAGGCUGGCGGGUCACGUGGGCGGGGAUUGUCUAAAGCCACAGGGAAAAUGGUGGAAAAUUCACCGUCGCCAUUGCCAGAAAGAGCGAUUUAUGGCUUUGUUCUUUUCUUAAGCUCUCAGUUUGGCUUCAUACUUUACCUUGUAUGGGCUUUCAUUCCUGAAUCGUGGUUAAACUCUUUAGGCUUAACUUACUGGCCUCAAAAAUACUGGGCCGUCACAUUGCCUGUCUACCUCCUCAUUGCUGUUGUGAUUGGUUAUAUCCUCUUAUUUGGUAUUAACAUGAUGAGCACAUCUCCCCUCAACUCCAUUCACACCAUCACAGAUAACUAUGCUAAAAACCAACAGUGGAAGAGCUACCAGGAAGACGCCAUCCCAGCCUUAAGAGAUGUGCCCAUUAGUGAAGUAAACAGAAUGUUCUUCCUUGAAGCUAGAGAACUUAACACCCAAAACUGAGCUGUGUGGAAGCAUCCUAACGCCAGAUAGUUACAAGUUUGGGGGCGAAUAACUUUGAACAUAAUUAUAUUGACUGUCCUUUUAAAACCCAAUGUUGGCAUGAAAGUUGAUUUCUUAGAUUGAGUUCAACUGAUGUUGUAAAUAUUUUCAAUUGACAGAAUGAAUAAAAUGCCACUUUCACUACA
Molecule: messenger RNA, 788 nt
Organism: Microtus oregoni (creeping vole)
Lineage: Eukaryota; Metazoa; Chordata; Mammalia; Rodentia; Cricetidae
Gene: Pigp
Product: phosphatidylinositol glycan anchor biosynthesis class P
Source: RefSeq, a predicted model, not a curated record